AAGACUGUUCGAUUUUCGGGAUUUUUUUUCUUAACGAAACUCUCCGUCUCCUUGCGGAAUCCAGACGAAACCAGCAGAUAGCGGUCAAUAUAGCGGAGCAUCGGCUGCCGAGAGGAAACAGAACGAUGGCGGAAACACAGAGCCUAGAGCAAUUCAAAGGGCAAGCGCGACUUCCCAAGUUCGCUGUCCCAAAGCGAUACGACCUCUUCCUCAAACCUGAUCUCGAUGCCUGCAAGUUCACCGGCACAGUCGAGAUCACUGUCGAUGUUGUUGGGGAUACGCGGUUCCUGGUCCUCAAUGCCGCCGAUCUCACCGUGGGGAAUGAGUCGAUUUGGUUCAAGGGUCACGGUUCUUCAGAGAAACUGUAUCCGACAGAGAUCACCACAGUUGAGAUAGAUGAAUUAUUGGUGCUUUUGUUUAGCGAUGUCCUUCCGCAUGGCGAAGGAUCUUUGUGGAUUGGAUUUGACGGAAUCCUAAAUGAUCGAAUGAAAGGGUUUUACAGAAGUGCUUACAAGCAUAAUGGUGAGAAUAAGAAUAUGGCGGUGACCCAGUUCGAGCCCGCCGAUGCUAGACGCUGCUUCCCAUGUUGGGAUGAACCUGCAUUCAAGGCUGCUUUCAAGAUAAUUUUGGAAGUACCUUCUGAUCAUGUAGCAUUGUCAAAUAUGCCAGUUUCUAAGGAAGAAGUAAACGGGAAUGUGAAGAAGCUAUUUUACCAGGAAUCUCCCAUUAUGUCUACUUAUUUGGUUGCUAUUGUUGUGGGUUUGUUUGAUUUUGUAGAGGCCUCCACAACUGAUGGGAUUAAUGUUCGAGUCUACUGCCAAGUCGGUAAAAGUAACCAAGGAAAAUUUGCUUUGGACGUAGCUGUGAAAACGUUAGAUCUUUACAAAGAGUACUUUGCUGUUCCUUAUCCACUCCCUAAACUUGACAUGAUUGCCAUUCCGGAUUUUGCUGCUGGUGCCAUGGAGAACUAUGGCUUAGUGACUUAUAGAGAAACGGCUCUUCUCUAUGAUGAGCGUCAUUCAGCAGCUGCAAAUAAACAAAGGGUGGCAACUGUUGUUGGACAUGAAUUGGCACAUCAGUGGUUUGGUAAUCUUGUAACCAUGGAAUGGUGGACUCAUUUAUGGCUUAAUGAGGGAUUUGCAACAUGGGUUAGCUAUUUAGCAGCAGAUUCCUUGUUUCCUGAAUGGAAAAUAUGGACACAAUUUCUUGAUGAUACUGUUUCAGGCCUUAGGUUGGAUGCUCUUGCGGAAUCACAUCCUAUUGAGGUUGAUAUAAAUCAUGCUAACGAGAUUGAUGAAAUUUUUGAUGCGAUCAGUUACUUAAAAGGAGCCUCUCUUAUACGAAUGUUGCAAUGUUUCCUUGGUGCUGAGUGUUUUCAGAAAUCAUUGGCUUCAUAUGUGAAAAGAUAUGCUUUUUCCAAUGCAAAAACCGAAGACUUGUGGGAUGUUCUUGAGGAAGGGUCCGGUGAACCAGUAAAGAUGUUGAUGAAUUCAUGGACAAAGCAAAAGGGUUAUCCAGUUGUUCAUGUGACUUUGAGAGAUGAAAAAUUGGAGCUUGAACAGUCUCAUUUUCUGGCAAGUGGUUCCACUGGGGCUGGGGAGUGGAUUGUUCCUAUCACAUUGUGCUGUGGUUCAUACGCAACUACGAAAAAGUUUCUUUUAGAAACAAAAUCAGAGCUUAUUGAUGUUUCUCAACUUUUUGAUUCUUCAGUCACUAAUACUGGAGAAAAAGCUGGAUUCUUUUGGAUCAAAUUAAAUGUUGAUCAAACAGGUUUUUACAGGGUGAAAUAUAAUGGCGAACUUGAAACUGGAAUCAGAUAUGCAAUAGAGAACAAUAAACUAUCUGCAACGGACAGAUUUGGGAUCUUGGAUGAUUCAUAUGCACUAUGUAUGGCUUCCAAGCAGAAUUUGUCAUCAUUGCUAUCUUUAAUGACAGCUUAUAGACAAGAACCUGAGCAUACUGUCAUUUCUCACUUAAUCAGCGUGAGUUACAAGGUAGUAAGCAUGAUAGCUGAUGCCAGUCCUGAGUUGUCUCAUAGCAUCAAGCAAUUUGUAAUUAGGCUCCUCCAGCAUUCUGCGGACAGGUUAGGUUGGGACCCAAAAGAGGGAGAGAGCCAUUUGGAUGCAAUGUUAAGAGGAGAAGUCUUGAGUGCUUUAGCUCGGUUUGGACAUUCUGCUACUCGAGAUGAAGCGUUGAAGCGCUUUGAUGCCUUCUUGAAUGAUAGGGAUACCUCUCUCCUUCCUCCUGAUACCAGAUAUGCUGCUUAUGUUGCUGUCAUGCGAGGGGUUGAUAAGACAAAUAAAUACGGAUACGACUCUCUUCUAAAGAUUUAUAGAGAAACUGAUUUAAGCCAAGAGAAAACCCGGAUAUUGACGUGUUUGGCGUCUUCCCCUGACCCAGAUAUUGUUUCGGAAGCUUUAAACUUUGUCCUUUCAUCAGAGGUGAGGAAUCAAGAUGCGGUUUAUGGAAUCGCUGGAAUAAGCAGGGAAGGACGAGAAGUUGCAUGGAGGUGGUUAAAGGAAAAAUGGGAAUACAUCUCAAAGACUUGGACUGGAUUUCUGAUCACUCGUUUUGUUAGCUCCAUCGUUUCUCCGUUCUCUUCUGACGAGAAAGCUGAUGAAAUCGAAGAAUUUUUCGCAAGCAGAGUCACACCUGCAAUAUCCAGAAACUUAAAACAGAGCCUGGAAAGAGUUAGGAUUAAUGCAAACUGGGUGAGAAGCAUCAGGAACGAAGAUUCGCUUGAUGCUGUUAUAAAGGAGUUGGCUCAGAAGUAUUGACGGGCACUUAUGUUUUCUUUUAAAGUAAUCAAAACUCCAUUGAACUUCAAACAUGGUGGAAUUAAUUUUUAUUUGAUCUAUUAUGUUUAUUCAUGUAAUAAACAGAUUUUAAGAAACUAUGUUUUUUUAAUAUUUAUAUAUGUUUUAUGAAAGUUUGGAGGCGGCCAAAUUUGUGGUCUUUACUUCAAAUUGUUGGUUUUUUUUUUGUAAUUUUCUUUAAUUUUGGUAAAUAAAGCCCAAUUCUUUUUGGGAAA
This is a messenger RNA of Dendrobium catenatum, 3031 nucleotides long. Its product is annotated as aminopeptidase M1-like. Gene Ontology annotation, molecular function: zinc ion binding; metalloaminopeptidase activity; peptide binding. NCBI's taxonomy places the organism in Eukaryota, Viridiplantae, Streptophyta, Magnoliopsida, Asparagales, Orchidaceae. The transcript is spliced from 19 exons. The coding region runs from base 126 to 2777 and encodes 883 amino acids. Gene Ontology annotation, cellular component: cytoplasm. Gene Ontology annotation, biological process: proteolysis; peptide catabolic process. The record is from RefSeq and is a predicted model, not a curated record.